Messenger RNA from Clupea harengus (Atlantic herring), 1555 nucleotides. RefSeq names its product microfibrillar-associated protein 3-like. The record is from RefSeq and is a predicted model, not a curated record. NCBI's taxonomy places the organism in Eukaryota, Metazoa, Chordata, Actinopteri, Clupeiformes, Clupeidae.
UGAGUGGGUGGACCUGAUAACGCAUAAACUGGAUCAACAACUAAGCCCGCCCCUAUCUAUUGAACAAGGAAGCUGUUUCCAGUUGUGGCGAGGUGAACAAAAUACGACAAAUUACUAUUUGUAUAUGUCUUUUUAAUUAAUCGACAUCGAAUCCUAGUAGACUAACGAUACGUCUGUAAACAUUUACGCGAAACACUCAUUGCACAGCAAUUCAUGAUUAGGCGAUUAACAUAGGCCACCUGUUGCAUCUUAAUCUUGAACAGUACAUCUUCAACGCUCAGGCUUCAAUCACAACUUCGAUCCCCUCUUGAGCGAGAUGGCAAAACUGAACAGUCACAGCAGGUACAUUUUCACCUGUGUCCUAGUAAUUCUUGUCAUGGUAGAACAAGGAGACGCACAUAUCCUUAAAGGCCUGGCUGAUUUACCAGCCUUAAGGGACAUAGUCGUGAAAGAGGGAAGCAGCACACUUAUUGAAUGCAAUGUAACUGGAAGCCACGACGAUAUUCUGUGGUAUAAUUCAAAAGGGCAUAUACUGGAUGAAAAAGAAGGGGGUGGCAAAUGGCUGAUACUGGACCAGGGAAUCCUAAACAUUACCACAGUAACAUUUGAGGACAGGGGCAGGUACACAUGUGUCGCUUCAAACUCAAAUGGAACAUCAAACUACACCAUCAUAUUACGGGUGGCUUACACACACGGUGGCCUAGGCCUGUACUAUGUCAUUGUCUGCCUCAUCACCUUCACAGUCACCAUGAUACUGAACGUCACACUCCUCUGCAUGGUCAGCACCCACCUGAGGAAGACGGAACGGGCCAUCAAUGAGUUCUUCCGCACAGAGGGGGCUGAAAAACUGCAGAAGGCCUUUGAAAUUGCCAAACGGAUUCCCAUCAUCACCUCAGCCAAGACCUUAGAGCUGGCCAAGGUCACACAGUUCAAGACGAAGGAAUUUGCCCGGCACAUGGAGGAACUGGCACGUAGCAUCCCACUGCCUCCACUUAUUAUGAACUGCAAGGCCUAUGUUGAUGACAUUUUAGAGACACCAACAAGGUCGGGGUACCAGCCACAACAGGCCAUAGGUGCUGCCUGUGAUGGUGAAAGUGGAGAGGUGACCGGCAGUGUCCCUCCAACAGACGGGCUAAGUCACGAGAAUCACGAGGAAGAAAGGGAAGACACCCCAGUGGUGAAUAGCAUGGACAUAAAGGUUUCUGUUCACCCCGUUAGCACCCUUCAGGCUGCUGUGGCUGUCAGUGAGGAGAACGAGGAGUGUGAUGUCAGGGUGUCCAUGCUACAGUCAAGCACUGCUGACCAAAAUGACAUUGACGUAAAGACAUAGGCCUUCUGUUAAGACUCUUCAGUGGCUUUCAGUUAGGAAGGCACAUAUAUGAUAAACGGAGAUCCCUGUGGCAGCAGAAUAGGGCUAUGUGACCAAAUGGGAGGGGUUAUAUUUGGGGUUCUUCUGGUGGUGGCUGUGAUUUUUUUAGCUGCUUGAUUACUAUGUUCUGAUUUCAUUGGAUGUAUUGCCUGAGUGAUGUUUCCAUUAAAGAGCUGGUAUACCGAC